GGCAUUAUUCUCCUGUCGUCGUCCUCCUCCUCCUCCUCCUUCUUGGCGCGUAGUGGAGAACUGGAGGUUCAUCCCAACCUCGAUUCGUUCCUUCUUUUCUUGGUAAGGAAGCCGUACUUUCCCUGGAUGGAGUGUUCUAGGAGCCAGUCUUGUUCCGCAGUAUCUUUUCUUUGCUAUGACCAAUCACGAUCCAAAUCUUUCUUGCUCGGAGGAAUACCCAAAUCCACCCAGUUUGUUGCGUGGUGGAGCACCAGUAGCAGUUUAUCUUCUAAAUUCUUUUGGGGGGUUCAUUUGAACCCGUCCGCCCCUGCUAUGUUCAAUCACUGAGUUAAGGGCAGUAUAGAUAAUUCAUGUAGCUGAAACUCACUAGGCCUGAUGGGAAGCAGAGACGGCAGCGGUGACAGCACAGAAGGCCAGGGCUAUGCUGCAGACAUCGAUUCCAUCAGGGAGGUGCAAGCCCGCAUUGCGCCGUACGUGCACAGGACGCCCGUUCUGUCGUCGACAUCGAUAGAUGCCAUAGUGGGGAAGCAACUGUUCUUCAAGUGCGAGUGCUUCCAGAAGGCGUGAGGAUUACGGACCGAUGUGUUAUUCAGUUCUGGAAAUGCUUUGUAUUUCUAAUGUGGUACUGUACUGAUUGUCUACGUGGGGAUAUUUGUGUUGUGUAGAGGAGCAUUCAAGAUCCGAGGCGCUUCGAAUUCUAUAUUCGCGCUUGAUGAUGAGCAGGCAUCGAAGGGCGUUGUGAGUUGUGACACAUAGCAGGUUCGGUGCUAGCUUCAGUGUUAUUUUUGCAAAAUUUCCAGAAAUCUGAAGAACGAAGAAGGUAUUGAUAUGAUGGUAUCUUCUCGGUGGGAAUCAUGCCGCUGCCGUGGCUUUGGCUGCAAAACUGCGUGGCGUACCUGCACACAUUGUCAUACCAAGAAGUGCACCAGCUUGUAAGCUUGACAACGUUAAGCGGUAUGGUGGUCAUAUUAUCUGGAGUGAUGCCAGCAUUAAAUCGAGUGGCGCUGUCCUUAUCCAUCCGUUCAAUAAUAAGUACACUGUCACAUGUGUUUUUCCAUGCAAAGUUUUUUUUGUUGAACUCUUCACCUAUUGUGUCAAAAUUAUGUCCAUUUCACAAAAUAAGGGGCCGUUUGGUUAGGGUCAAAGGGGGUCUAGCCAAAUUUUGAUUUUGCUCUGAAAAUUUGGUCUCCGUUUGGUUUUAGAAGAUUUACCCAGAAAUGCUAUAGAAAAAUUUAGACCAGCCAAAAUUUGGUCGUCAAAAUGGCGUUUGGUUUGAGGUCGAGCCAAAAUUUGGCUGGCUAAAAAUUUUGGCAGACGAUUUGGCAGCUCGAGAUUUUCCCAGAAGCGCUAUAGAAAAAUUUUGGCCGGCCAAAUUUUCGGAGCAUGACCAAAUUUUGGUCUUAAACCAAACGGAGGCUAAAUUUUCAUAGCACGAUCAAAAUUUGGCUUGGCUCACUUUGUCUCCUAACCAAACAACCCCCUCGGGUGGCCAAAUUGUCGGCAAAAAUUUUUGGCCGGCCAAAUUUUGGCUUGGCUUGAAACAAAACACUAUUUUGACAGCUAAAAUUUAGCACUGCCCUGAUUUGGCCUUUGGCCAAAUUUUGGCUUGGCAUAUUGGGGUCAAAAAAAACAAACAACCCCUUAGAGAUGGUUUCUACACUUUUUUUUUUUUGCUUAGACAUUGAUUCUAGUAGUUUUAAGUGGAUUUAUUCUACCACUCGUCUUCAAUUCUUUGUCAAUUAGUCCUAAUCCCUAAGUGACUGUUUUGAUGUAUAAGUAGCAUGUUUUUUAAAGCGUCGCCUAGUCGUCCAAGCGAGUUCAGUCUCUAGGCAUCGGCAGCGUCUUGCCAUCCGGGUGUAUGGCGUCCACCUUGAGCGUUGUGGCGUCGCCUAGGUGCGAUAAGGCGUCGCUUUGGAACCCAAUAGCUCAAUGCGGACGCCAUUCAAUGAAGGCGAGAUAGCAAGUGAGCGGGAAAAGAGGCGUGCGCGAGAAAAGAGGGGUGCGUUGCACGGAAAGAGGGAGGGAAAUAGAAAUAGAUUAAUAGAGAGAGGAAGGGAAAGAUGAGGCGGGCGGUUGAACCUGAAACUGACGGUAGAGGCGGAGUAGUGGGAUCUCAGAGUGCCUUCAGAAACAGAGAGAGGGAGGGGAAGAGGCAGCUCGGUGGCGGAGGGAUCCUUGCUCUAAUGUGUUCGCCUGCUCGGCGGUGGGAUCCCUGUUCUGAUGUGUUCGGCGGCAAGCCCAUUGAAAAUGGGGGUACAAAGUUUGCUAGCUGCUUUGUCUGCAAACAGCAAGGGCACCUGAGCAAGAAUUGUCCAGAAAACAAACAUGGCAUUUAUCCUAAGGGUGGUUGUUGUAAGAUAUGUGGUGAAGUUACGCACUUGGCGAAGCAUUGUCCAACUAAAGGGGAACAAGAUUUGUUAUCCUCCAGAGAUGAUGAUAUCAAUAUGGAAGAACACUAUCAGGAAGGCCGUGCCGUUCUCCAUGGUGGAGAUGAUCUUGAAGACGAUUUCAUUGAAGAAGAAGAGCCAAAACCCACCAAAUCGAAAAAGGCAAAGCAACCAAGUUCAAAAUCAGCAACAGGGACCGGAAAUGAUGAGAAGAACGCCAACACAAAGGCAAAAGUUAAGCAAGCUCCGAAAGUUGUAAAAUUCUUUGGCCUUGAAAAUCUUGCCCCCGUCCGCGCCUUCGCCAUUGCGCACCACCUCCCGGUCCCCUCCUCGCCACCGUCGAGCCCGGCUGCGAACUCGGCGUCGGGGAUGGCCGUGAGCGACGAGUGCAAGCACAAGUUCCAGGACCUCAAGGCCAAGAGGAGCUUCCGGUUCAUCACGUUCAAGAUCGACGAGCAGACGCAGCAGGUGGUGGUGGACAGGCUGGGGCAGCCGGGCGACACCUACGACGAUUUCGCCGCCUCCAUGCCCGCCAGCGAGUGCCGCUACGCCGUGUACGACUUCGACUUCGUCACCGACGAGAACUGCCAGAAGAGCAAGAUCUUCUUUGUCUCCUGGUCCCCGGACACGUCGAGGGUGAGGAGCAAGAUGCUGUACGCGAGCUCCAAGGACCGGUUCAAGCGGGAGCUGGACGGCAUCCAGGUGGAGUUGCAGGCCACGGACCCGAGCGAGAUGAGCAUGGACAUCGUCAAGGCGCGAGCCCUCUGAAGAGAAGCCGCGCGCGCGACAUGCCCCAGGAACAAGGCUGUAUUGCGUCGAUCGGUUCGUGCCCGACUGCCUGUACCCUUGUGCCGUUUUACACCGUCGAUCGGUGCCAGAGUUCGAUCUCUUACUCCGUGUAAACUACUCUAGAUCAUUCUUUUUCCGU
Messenger RNA from Phragmites australis (common reed), 3315 nucleotides. RefSeq lists its product as uncharacterized. Gene Ontology annotation, molecular function: actin filament binding; zinc ion binding; nucleic acid binding. The coding region runs from base 2061 to 3155 and encodes 364 amino acids. The transcript has 7 exons. NCBI's taxonomy places the organism in Eukaryota, Viridiplantae, Streptophyta, Magnoliopsida, Poales, Poaceae. Gene Ontology annotation, biological process: actin filament depolymerization. Gene Ontology annotation, cellular component: cytoplasm; actin cytoskeleton. The record is from RefSeq and is a predicted model, not a curated record.